GCAGCCACGCGCGCGUCCAUGCCAGCGCGAGAGGCUGCGGCGGGAACUCCGUGUGCCCCCGUGGGCUCCGGCCGUGGAGCUGUGCGAGGCGCGGGUGCCGACCCAACAGCGUGGGUUUCGGGCAGUCCCGCGGAGACGGCGUCGUGGGCGCCCUCGGCCUGGGCAUGGAGAUGGCCCACCCAGGCGGCGGUGCUGCGGGGGGCGCCGGGUCUCGGAGGAGCGCGCCCGGGCGCAGCCCACCGCGCGGUACCCCGGCCCGCCCCGCCCGGCAGAGGCCCCGUAGCCCGAGGCCCCGCACGACCUCACGCCGAGGGCGCGAGGCCUGCCUAGGAGCCGUAGCCCUGGGGACCCGGCGCCCCCUGGGCGGGAGCCUGGGAGGCCGCUGCAGCGCGAGCACGAGGGCCGCGCAAGCUGAACGCUCCAGCUCCGGGGACGCCGUUCCCAAGGCCCCGCCCCUUCCGCGCCUCUCCGGCCGCCAGGCCCCGCCCCUUCCCCGCCUCUCCGGCCAUCAGGCCCCGUUCCGCCCCGCCCCCUGUGCCGGCCCCGCCCCGCCCCGUCCCAGCGUGCCGUGCGCGGCGGCAGCGCGCGGGCCUCUGGGGCGGGACUUCCGGCGCGCCGGAGCGUCUUCCGGCCGAGCGUGUGUGGCCGCCCGGCCUCCCUGACAUGCAGCCCUCUGGACCCCGAGGCUGGACCCUACUGUGACACACCUACCAUGCAGACACUCUUCAGACUCCUCUGGCUUGCUCUGGCCUGCGGCCCUGUUCACCCUACGCUGUCAAAGUCAGAUGCCAAAAAAGCUGCCUCGAAGACACUGCUGGAGAAGAGUCAGUUUUCAGAUAAGCCAGUCCAAGACCGGGGUUUGGUGGUGACGGACCUCAAAGCCGAGGACGUGGUUCUUGAACAUCGCAGCUACUGCUCGGCCAAGGCCCGGGACAGACACUUUGCUGGAGAUGUACUGGGUUAUGUCACUCCCUGGAACAGCCAUGGCUAUGAUGUCACCAAGGUCUUCGCGAGCAAGUUCACACAGAUCUCGCCCGUCUGGCUGCAGCUGAAGAGGCGUGGCCGUGAGAUGUUUGAGGUCACCGGCCUCCAUGAUGUGGACCAAGGGUGGAUGCGAGCCAUCAGGAAGAAUGCUAAGGGCCUGCACAUAGUGCCUCGGCUUCUGUUUGAGGACUGGACUUACGAUGAUUUCCGGAACGUCUUAGACAGUGAAGAUGAGAUAGAGGAGCUGGGCAAGACCAUGGUCCAGGUGGCAAAGAACCAGCAUUUUGAUGGCUUCGUGGUGGAGGUCUGGAACCAGCUGCUAAGCCAGAAACGCGUGGGCCUCAUCCACAUGCUCACCCACCUGGCCGAGGCACUGCAUCAGGCCCGGCUGCUGGCCGUUCUGGUGAUUCCACCCGCCAUCACCCCUGGGACCGACCAGCUGGGCAUGUUCACGCACAAGGAGUUUGAGCAACUGGCCCCCGUGCUAGAUGGUUUCAGCCUCAUGACCUACGACUACUCGACAGCGCACCAGCCUGGCCCCAACGCACCGCUGUCCUGGGUUCGAGCCUGCGUCCAAGUCCUGGACCCCAAGUCCAAGUGGCGAAGCAAAAUCCUCCUGGGACUCAACUUCUACGGUAUGGACUACGCAACCUCCAAGGAUUCCCGGGAGCCCAUUGUUGGGGCCAGGUACAUCCAGACACUGAAGGACCACAGGCCCCGGAUGGUGUGGGACAGCCAAGCCUCGGAGCACUUAUUCGAAUACAAGAAGAGCCGCAGUGGGAGACACGUCGUCUUCUACCCAACCCUGAAGUCCCUGCAGGUGCGGCUGGAACUGGCGCGGGAGCUGGGCGUCGGGGUGUCCAUCUGGGAGCUGGGCCAGGGCCUGGACUACUUCUACGACUUGCUCUAGGUGGGCACAGCGGCCCACGGCGGACGGGUUCUUUCCUAAGCCCUGGAGUGAGUGACCGGGUGUCAAAUACAGGCCUACGCUCCAUUUGCUGUGA
Sapajus apella (tufted capuchin) is the source of this 1988-nucleotide messenger RNA. It is a transcript of the gene CHID1, whose product is annotated as chitinase domain containing 1. Lineage: Eukaryota; Metazoa; Chordata; Mammalia; Primates; Cebidae. Gene Ontology annotation, cellular component: extracellular region. Gene Ontology annotation, biological process: carbohydrate metabolic process. Bases 713 to 1894 code for a protein of 393 amino acids. Gene Ontology annotation, molecular function: chitin binding; oligosaccharide binding. The record is from RefSeq and is a predicted model, not a curated record. The transcript is spliced from 13 exons.